CAGCCCCGCCCACACAUCCACGCGGCGGCUGCUGCCAUAACUUCACCGGAGUCGCCUCCUCCUUCCGCGCCACAUCACCGGUGCCGGCCAGGCUCUCAAUCUUCUGCUGCUGCCGCCGAUACGAUGCUGGAGCUGGCAUCGACAUGCUUGUGAGGGCCACUUCUUCCAUGCUGUUACUGUGCUGUUGGUUCUGGGUGCUGCUGAUCAGGGGCAAGCUCGUGAAGUGCACCUGUGUUGGAGGAGUUUCCUCCGAGAGUUCCAAUGGCAGAGCUGGUGGUCACCAUGGCGCUCCGGCCACUGGUUGCCAUGCUCAGGGACAAGGCGUCCAAUUAUCUCCUCGACCAGUACAAUGUAAUGGAGGGAAUGGAGAAGCAGCACAUGAUUCUGAAACGCAGACUUCCUAUCAUUCUGGACGUCAUCACUGACGCCGAGGAGCAGGCGACGGCCAACAGAGAAGGGGCGAAAGCCUGGCUCCAGGAGCUCGAGAGAGUAGCCUAUGAGGCAAAUGAAGUCUUCGAUGAAUUCAAAUAUGAAGCACUUCGCCGUGAAGCCAGGAAGAAUGGACACUACAAAAAGCUUGGAUUUGAUGUGAUAAAACUCUUCCCUACUCACAACCGUGUUGUGUUCCGUCACAGAAUGGGUAGCAAGCUUUGCAGGAUUCUGGAGGAUAUCAAUGUUCUCAUUGCAGAGAUGCAUGACUUUGGGUUGAGGCAAACAUUGUUUGUGUCCAAACAGUUGAGGCAGACACCAGUGUCCAAGGAGUGGAGACAGACAGAUUAUGUCAUCAUCGACCCACAAGAAAUUGCCAGCAGAUCCAGGGGCGAAGAUAAGAAGAAUAUUGUUGGUAAACUACUUGGUGAAGCUAGCAAUGCAAAUCUCACAGUAGUUCCCAUCGUCGGAAUGGGGGGCCUUGGCAAGACCACAUUAGCACAGCUCGUAUACAGUGAACCUGAAAUACAGAAGCAUUUUCAGUUGCAGCUCUGGGUCUGCGUCUCAGAUACCUUCGAUGUGAAUUCCGUGGCUAAGAGUAUAGUUGAAGCAUCCCCCAAGAAAAAUCAUGAUACAAACAAACCACCACUGGAUAGACUUCAAAAACUGGUCAGCGGGCAGAGGUAUCUCCUUGUACUGGGUGAUGUCUGGAACAGAGAGGUCCACAAGUGGGAAAGGCUGAAAGCUUGUCUUCAUCAUGGUGGCAAUGGUAGUGCAGUAUUGACAACAACCCGUGAUAAACAAGUUGCUGAAAUUAUGGGCGCAGAUAGAACCUACAAUCUCAAUGUUUUGAAGGAUUACUUCAUAAAGGAAAUUAUUGUGGAUAGAGCAUUCAGUUCAGAGAAGGAAAAGCCUCCAGAGCUACUCGAGAUGGUUGGUGAGAUUGUGAAGAGAUGUCGUGGCUCUCCCUUAGCUGCAAUUGCACUGGGAUCUGUACUUCGUACCAAGACCAGCGUUGAAGAAUGGAAGGCCGUAUCAUCUAGAACCAGCAUUUGCACAGAGGAAACUGGAAUUUUGCCAAUACUGAAGCUUAGCUAUAAUGACUUGCCAGCACACAUGAAGCAGUCACUACUAGGAAAAGGGCUAUAGAUGGAAUUGACACUAAUGGCGCACCAGACAUGUAGUGCGCCAUUAGUAUAUACUGGGUUGACAUCACUGGAGUCUCUGUGGAGAGAGCACCCCCCAUUGUUGGAACACCUUUCCCUUCGAAACUGCAGUACCCUAGUAUCCUUGCCUAACGACCCGCAAUCAUAUGGAUCUCUUCAACAACUAGAAAUUAAAGGUUGUCCUGCAAUAAAGAAGCUCCCUACAUCCCUCCUGCAGCAACUGGACAACAUCGGCUUCAAAGAACUAGAUGCC
This is a messenger RNA of Triticum dicoccoides, 1848 nucleotides long. RefSeq names its product putative disease resistance protein RGA1. Gene Ontology annotation, molecular function: ADP binding. The record is from RefSeq and is a predicted model, not a curated record. Bases 262 to 1578 code for a protein of 438 amino acids. The transcript is spliced from 2 exons. NCBI's taxonomy places the organism in Eukaryota, Viridiplantae, Streptophyta, Magnoliopsida, Poales, Poaceae.